This is a messenger RNA of Oryza brachyantha (malo sina), 1586 nucleotides long. Its product is annotated as fumarylacetoacetase. The record is from RefSeq and is a predicted model, not a curated record. Bases 127 to 1398 code for a protein of 423 amino acids. Lineage: Eukaryota; Viridiplantae; Streptophyta; Magnoliopsida; Poales; Poaceae. Gene Ontology annotation, biological process: homogentisate catabolic process; L-phenylalanine catabolic process; L-tyrosine catabolic process. Gene Ontology annotation, molecular function: fumarylacetoacetase activity. The transcript has 14 exons.
UAUUGCAGCCUCUCUUCUUCUUCUUCCUCCUCCUCCUCGCCUCGUCUGCUCCGCUGUUUCAUCUGCGAGAAGAGAAGAGAAGAGGAGAGACUGAGAGGAGAGGAGGAGGAGGAGGAGGAGGCGGCAAUGGCUCAGGCGCAGCUGCGGUCGUUCGUGGAGGUGGCGCCCGGGUCGCACUUCCCCAUCCAGAACCUCCCCUUCGGGGUCUUCCGCCGCGGGGGUGAGCAGCCGCCGCGCCCGGCCGUCGCCAUCGGGGACUUCGCGCUCGACCUCGCCGCGGCCUCCGAAGCGGGGCUCUUCGAUGGGCCCCUGCUCUCCGGCUCCCCCUGCUUCCGCCAGGAAACGCUCAACAUGUUCCUGGGGAUGGGGCGGCCGGCAUGGAAGGAGGCGCGCGCCACUCUACACAAGAUCCUCUCAGCUGAUGAGCCGAUUUUGCGUGACAAUGAGGCUUUGAGGAAGAAAUGCCUUGUUCCCAUGAGCGAUAUAGAGAUGCUUCUACCAAUCACAGUAGGAGACUACACCGACUUCUUUUGUUCUGUGCACCAUGCAAGGAAUUGUGGGUUUAUCUUUCGUGGACCACAGACACCAAUCAAUCCAAAUUGGUUUCAUCUUCCAAUAGCUUAUCAUGGUCGUGCAUCCUCUGUAAUCAUAUCUGGAACAGACAUCGUUCGACCCAAAGGACAAGGCCAUCCAACAGGAGAUUCUAAACCUUAUUUUGGUCCUUCUAAGAAGCUUGAUUUUGAACUUGAGAUGGCAGCCAUUGUUGGACCAGGGAAUAAAUUGGGCAAACCUAUUGAUAUUAAUGAUGCUGAAGAGCAUAUCUUUGGCCUAAUGAUAAUGAACGAUUGGAGUGCCAGAGAUAUUCAAGCUUGGGAAACUAUACCUCUUGGACCUUUCCUUGGGAAAAGCUUCAGUACAACAGUAUCACCUUGGAUCGUUACUCUGGAUGCCCUAAAGCCUUUUACCUGUGAUGCUCCUAAGCAGGAACCUGAACCUUUACCUUACUUAGCUGAAAAGAACCACGUAAACUACGAUAUUCCUCUUGAAGUUUGGAUUAAGCCCAAGGAGCAAAGUGAACCAUCAAUGGUCGCAAAGAGUAACUUCAAACAUCUGUAUUGGACUUUAACGCAGCAGCUAGCGCACCACACAGUUAACGGGUGCAAUCUGAGACCAGGGGAUAUGUUUGCAACUGGCACACUAAGUGGACCUGAGCCAGAAUCUUUGGGAUGUUUGCUGGAGCUAACAUGGAACGGGCAGAAGGAGAUACCAGUUGGAAACUCAACCCGCAAGUUCCUGGAAGAUGGGGAUGAGGUCAUCUUGACAGCAUGUUGCAAGGGUGAUGGCUACAACGUUGGAUUCGGAACAUGCACUGGGAAGGUUCUGCCUGCACUUCCAUGAUCCCAGAUAGAGGAUAAGCCUUGUUCCAGUAAUCUCUUAAGAAAGCAUGCAGUGUGGCAAUGUACUUAUUUAGUGUUUAGCGAUGGUAAAUAAUGAGUGCGUCCCUGAUGUUCUUCCGUGACAAUAAAAACUGAUUUGAAGUCGUAGUUCGUUUCAAUGAGUUGGGCAUGCUUUGCUUGAUCUGGAAA